CACCAGCCAGUAUGUUCGUUUCCGUCUCAGAAUAGUGUUGACAUGCACCCGUCCUGCGACUCGUACACCGCUGCAGUACCCCAUCACUAAAAUUAUAGUAUGUGAUUUGUCCAGCGAAAAGCCGCGCUACUGUGUCGAAAAUGAGUCUCGAUCACGGCCAAGAACAUGGCCAUCAUCGUCGGAGCUUUAUAUUUACGUGGAUAUCCUUUGUACUGGCCGUCGUUUCCAUGCCGGUAUUAUGCAUGUGUUACCUAACUACAUCCAUUGGCAGAUUUGUACUAUUACGAUUUCUAAAAAAGACGUAUCCAGACUUGGAGUUCAUAAAGUCAGUGUCCAUUCGAUCUGCAAUGGAUACACCUAAAAAUACAGGAUACGUUGUGGUAUUACUUAAAGUUAUCGGAGAUUUUGACAUUAAUCUGAUGAAACACACGAUUCAGGUACAUAUUUAA
This is a messenger RNA of Diuraphis noxia (Russian wheat aphid), 449 nucleotides long. RefSeq lists its product as uncharacterized. Gene Ontology annotation, cellular component: plasma membrane. Gene Ontology annotation, biological process: triglyceride biosynthetic process. NCBI's taxonomy places the organism in Eukaryota, Metazoa, Arthropoda, Insecta, Hemiptera, Aphididae. The record is from RefSeq and is a predicted model, not a curated record.